Tinamus guttatus (white-throated tinamou) is the source of this 956-nucleotide messenger RNA. The record is from RefSeq and is a predicted model, not a curated record. Lineage: Eukaryota; Metazoa; Chordata; Aves; Tinamiformes; Tinamidae.
CAGAUCGACACACUGACAUCCGACCUGCAGCUGGAGGAUGAGAUGACGGACAGCUCCAAGACAGACACGCUCAACAGCAGCUCCAGCAGCACCACAGCUUCCAGCUUGGAGAAGGUCAAGCUGCGGGGCAGCACGCCGCUCAUCAAGCCUCCCGCACACCCCUCCGCCAUCCUCACUGUGCUGAGGAAGCCCAACCCACCCCCUCCGCCACCACGGCUGACACCUGUCAAGUGCGAUGAGCUCCCAAGACCACUUCCUUCUGCCAACCCCAUGAAGACAAAUGGGACACUGCUGCGAAAUGGGGGAUUGCCAGGAGGGCCAAACCGUGUCCCGAAUGGGGAUGUAUGCUGUAUACCCAACAGUAAUUUGGACAAAGUUGCCAUGCAGCCUCUGGUGCAUAGACCUGAGAAAGAACGGUGUCCACCACCAGGGACGAGGGAACGGGUACGAUUUAGUGAAAAAGUGCAGUACCAUGGCUACUGCCCCGACUGUGAUGUUCGAUAUAACAUUAAAAACAGGGAGGUGCACUUGCACAGCGAGCCUGCCCGCCUUGUGGGGAAGCCUCCACACCAGUGCCCUCUGCCACCUCCUCCUCCUCUGCUGCCUCCAUUCCCCCUCGAAAAUGGAGGCUUGGGGAUAAGUUCCAGUAAUAGCUUUCCUCCUCCGAGACCUGCAACUGUGCCUCCACAAACUGCACCAAAACCCCAGAAGACCAUCCUGAGGAAAUCAACCACCACAACAGUGUGAUAUAUGCCACUUGAAGAAACUAUUUUUUUUCCCUAUAUGUAAAGAUAAAUAGGUAACGAGCACUUUCUACUCAAGCAAUAAGAAGUCCCAAUAUAUUACUCCCUGCGUCCAGUGAAGUGGCAUAAAAAUCAUAUGAAAAGGCUUCUGAGGUGAAAUUUGCAGUAACACUUUUCAGCAAAAAAGUUGACUUGGGAUCAUCAGGUGAUACA